GAAGUUAUGGAGAAGUUGCAACGAUGUUGCCUGUAAAGUUGCGGCCAUUUGAAUUGGAACGCACAAGUUCCUAGGCUACUGCCAUAUCCGCGAAAAGGGCACGAUGUUGUCAACAUUGCUCCUGCUUGGUCUGGUCGUUUCAUGUGAGUCAGACUUCGUUCCAGCUGUGGUCAACGUCAGCUUGGAUGAUCCCCCAGAAGUGCGAUGGGCGCCUCUAUUUAAAGUUUUUGAUGUCGACUACCUGGUGAAAGCAGGUGCUGAAGUGAUUGAUGCCACUGUUCCAAAAUGGGUGCAUCAUGCGGUAACUCCGGUUGUGGAGGCCUUGGAGAAGUAUGUACCUCCUCCAUACGCAGGGGAGAUCAGAGGAAUGGCCUCAUAUUUUCGAGGGAGCCUUUCCGAUGUCAUCCUUCUCAACUUUGCCUAUGAAAUAUCAGCGUUUUGCACUAGUAUUGUAGCUCAGGACACAAGUGGACAUUUGUAUCAUGGCAGGAACCUUGACUACCCACAUGAUAUACUCCGGAAUCUCACCAUCAAUGUUCUCUUUCUCAAAAAUGGAACGGUGGCUUAUCGUGGUACGUCUUUUGCUGGCUAUGUCGGGCUGUGGACCGGACAGAGUCCAAAUAAAUUCACAGUCUCUGGUGACCAGCGUGGUGAAGACCACUGGUGGAAUUGGUGGAAGAACUGGGUCUCUGCUUUCCUGCUGAAAAGAUCUCCAGUCAGCUGGCUGGUGAGAGAGACGUUGGCGGAAGCAGCAGACUUUCAGGAUGCUGUGAUGCGGCUGUCCAAAAUCCCAAUCAUCACAAGUGUGUACUACAUCGUUGCCGGAGUAAAGCCUGGGGAAGGAGUGGUGGUUACCAGGGACAGGAAGGGCCCAGCUGAUAUCUGGCCUCUGGAACCCUUAAAUGGAGGGUGGUUCAGAGUAGAGACCAACUUCGAUCACUGGCUGCCGCCUCCUGCAAAAGAUCAUCGCAGAGAUGCAGCCAACAAAGCAUUAAAUGCAACUGGUCAAGAUAAUAUCAAUAUGGAUACAAUGUAUAAGGUCCUGUCAAUGAACCCAGUAUGUAACAGGAUUACUGUUUUCACAACAACAAUGAGUGCAGCCAGCCCUGAGAAAUACAACACAGAGGUCAGACCAGAGGGCUGUCAUAGCAAUGAAUAAAGCUGAGUCGUGGACCAAAACCAUGAUUAUGUUGUUGUCCAGAAAGGGCAGAGCAGGGAUUUUCUGCAUUAAAAGUGCCUUUUUUAAAUGUUUUAUUCCAUUAGUUAUUUGUCAUGUAUUUUUUUAGGUGAUAAAAUUAAUAUAUUUUUUACCCAAAAUGUUAUUUGGAAAUAUGAAUUAUGAUUAUGUCCACACACUGAGUCUAGUAUUUUAGAGUGGUGAACAUGAUUAUAUUUAAAUAAAGCUAAUUUAAUUUUGAUGAAUUCAUGCAACAUAAAAUGCCUUAUGUGAAUUUAUACAGAUCAUCCACUGUCAAAAUGAAUAAUAAAACUAGUAAUACAAAUCCAA
Messenger RNA from Oncorhynchus gorbuscha (pink salmon), 1507 nucleotides. Its product is annotated as N-acylethanolamine-hydrolyzing acid amidase-like. Gene Ontology annotation, biological process: fatty acid metabolic process. The coding region runs from base 104 to 1159 and encodes 351 amino acids. Gene Ontology annotation, cellular component: lysosome. Lineage: Eukaryota; Metazoa; Chordata; Actinopteri; Salmoniformes; Salmonidae. Gene Ontology annotation, molecular function: fatty acid amide hydrolase activity. The transcript has 11 exons. The record is from RefSeq and is a predicted model, not a curated record.